AACUGUUCCUCAUGAGGCAAGAUCAUUUUUUAUUCAGCGUUUUGCUGAAUCUAGAGGAGGUGAGUAGCUCCUUUUUUCUUUCCUAGCUCUUUUUGCUGGCAGGGGAGAGAGAGGUGCGUCGCUGUGCUAAAGCACAGCAAUGAUGUCAUCCUCUGUGUCUAGCUCUGUGCUCCUGCAUAAGGCUGGUGCACAGACCAGAUUAGUUGACUGAAGAGCAGGCUCAGCAAUGGAUCGUUCCUGCUGAAGACAGCUGCGGAGCCACUGUUCCCCACCGUUUCUUCACUGCCUAUUACCUGAGUGCGCAGUGGUCUUUAUUAUCCGUUGCUGUCUCCUCCAAUCAAGCUACUUCAGUGGUGUCUUCUGCCAGUACCACCCCAUCUGAAUCCAGUGAUGAACAUGGAGAGCAGUUCAAUAAAGAUAUUUCUACAAUGGAGAACAGGUAUCAAGGCCACUUGAAUCCCAACACUGGGGACUACUGCUGGUUUUUGCAACGGGAAAAUAUGACCGCUCACAAACGCAAAAGCAGAUGCCUGAAGCACUUUUGGCAGUACUGGGCCUUGCUCAAAAGCCACCUCGUUUAAUUUUUCCAUCAAGAUUAGACCCCUCAGUCUUCAGGAUGGACAAGGACAGGAGUCAUGUGACUGACACAAUAUUAAAUCUCACUCUUGAAAUCGUCUACCUAUUGACUGGAGAGGAUUAUACAUUUGUAAAGGAAUUAUCCACUAGCCUUAUUAAAAGGAAUUGUGGUGGCUCCCAUGUAUUGGGAGGAAUGGAACAGAAACAGAACCCCACCACACGAAGAAAAAAUGAGCAGAAGAUCCUGGACCUCACUAAAAAGAUCAUUGAGCUGCUGACUGGAGAGGUUUCCAUAAGGUGUCAAGAUGUCACUGUCUAUUUCUCCUUGGAGGAGUGGGAGUACAUAGAAGAACACAAGGAUCUGUACAAGGACAUCAUGAUGGAGAAUUACCAGUCUCUUACAUUAUCAGAUGGAGCCAAUAAGAAAAAAAUACCAGAGAGAUGUCCUAGUCCUCUUCAUUCAGAAGAGUCUAGAAAUGAAGAUCACGACAUGCCCCAAAUUGGAGUUACAGAAAUUGCUGAAAACCAGUAUGACAAAAGUGAAAACCACAUCCGUUUUAAAGUUGUAGCUGGAGGACAAGAGAAGUGCAUUACGAACUCUAAUCAGUGUAAAAAGGUGGCAGUUGAUCCCGAUGGACACUCGGGCAUGAACAGCUCAGAGGAGCAGAUCAUCCUUUCUUCAGAUUAUGAGACAGAAGACAAUGAUUUCAAAGAUUUUUCGGCAGGAGAAAACCCUAUUAUACCGAAUGUCUAUCCAAUAUUUCCUAAUUAUGACCUGUCCUCCAAUCCCUUUGAGCAAAGGGUACGAUUCCCUAAUUUCCCAGACUUUAUCUCUCACCAUCCACCAUUCGAACACUUUAAAACAUUUCCUUGUCCUGAAUGUGAUAAAUGUUUUAAUUGGAAAGCUAAGUUGAUCAGACAUUUACGUAGUCAUACUGGUGAGAAGCCUUAUUCUUGUCCGGAGUGUGGGAAGUGUUUUACGCGCAAAUCUACUCUGUUUAGACAUCAGAAGAAUCACUCAGCAGAGGCAAAUGACAGCAAGAGUACCUCAGACGAACAUCCGGCAUUGUCUCCUCCUUGUGACAUAGAUGUCAUCAACAUCAAAGAAGAUCUCCAAGAUGAAAUCCCCAUUACCCCAGAUAUGUAUCCCAUAUUUCACAGUCCUGAAAUGUCAUCCACUUCCCCUGAACAACAUGUCCGCUUUCCUAAUACCUCCGAUAGUAUUCCACACCAUAGGCCAUUUAGACACUAUAAGAUAUUUCCUUGUUCUGAAUGUGGCAAGUGUUUUAACUGGAAUGCCGAACUUGUCAGACAUCAACGAAUUCACACAGGGGAGAAACCAUAUCCAUGUCCUGAGUGUGGCAAGUGUUUUGCUCGUAAAUCAACUCUUUUUAGACACCAGAAGAGUCACACUGGUGAGAAACCAUAUCUCUGCUGUGAAUGUGGCAAAUAUUUCACCCGAAACGCGAACCUUCUUUUACAUCAGAGAAUCCACACAGGCGAGAAACCAUUUUCAUGUACUGAGUGCGGGAAACGGUUUUCUCAAAAAUCCUAUCUCAUUGCUCAUCAGAAAACUCACACUGAUGAGAAGCCUUAUUUAUGUGCUGAAUGUGGAAAGAGGUUUUCACAAAAGUCCUGUCUUCUCCUGCAUCGAAGAAUACACACCGGGGAGAAACCAUAUUCAUGUUCAGUAUGUGGGAAAAGUUUUGCACGGAAAGGAAUCAUGCUGAGCCAUGAAAGAACGCACUCACAAAGAAAAAGCCAGUUUCAUUAUUUGAAUAUAGACCAUUAUCCUAGUUGAAAGUAACUUUCACAGAGAUUGAGAUGUUCUUACAAUGCUGUCUUCCAGAGUGCUGAUUGUUGUGACACUGUUGGUUAAAUAUUAAAUUAUUACUUAUAAGAAUAAAUAUUAAAUGAAUCCAAUAUUACAUUACAUGGUCAAAAAAUAAAGUACAGUAGAAAAAAUUCAAAUACAGCAAUAUUAUUUUAUUCCCUUCACGACUACCCCUGAACAUGUGCGGCAGUGUAUAGGAGCAACACCGCCUGGGCUUAUUAGUGACUGUGGCAUUUGAGUGAAAGGACAAACCCUUCGAUGUUGUGGCAAGAAUGCUGAGCAGUAGUUAUGGCCGCAGAGAGCCUAGUGGAGGAGAGCUGUAAA
Messenger RNA from Bufo gargarizans (Asiatic toad), 2734 nucleotides. Its product is annotated as gastrula zinc finger protein XlCGF26.1-like. Gene Ontology annotation, biological process: negative regulation of transcription by RNA polymerase II. Gene Ontology annotation, molecular function: RNA polymerase II cis-regulatory region sequence-specific DNA binding; DNA-binding transcription repressor activity, RNA polymerase II-specific. NCBI's taxonomy places the organism in Eukaryota, Metazoa, Chordata, Amphibia, Anura, Bufonidae. The record is from RefSeq and is a predicted model, not a curated record. The transcript has 10 exons. The coding region runs from base 527 to 2377 and encodes 616 amino acids.